AUGCAGUAUUGCAAUAGCAAUAGCAACACCAGCGGUGGAAGUGGCAGUGGCAGUGGGGGCGGCAACGCAGGCAUGCUUGCGGGUGGCGGCGGCGGCGCAAAUGGCGGUAGUUGCGCUGGUGCUAGCAGCAGCGAUGGCAACAGAAGCUAUGGCAGUGGCAAUAGUUACAUUGGCGUCGGCGGCAGGGGCACUUAUGGUUUUCUCGAUGGCAAUGAAGAGUUCACACCGAUGUCGCACUAUGUCGGAGGAGGCAAUAGCAAUAGCGGCAACGUUAGCCAUCGAGGAGGAAAUAUGUUGCAACAUCAUAAUACGCAACAGCAGCAACAACAGCCACCGCACAACCAAUACCAGCAGUAUCAGCAGCUUCAGCAGGUGCCUAUAAAGUUAUCGCCUGGCAGUUUGACACCACCGCCAACAACAACAGCAUUGGCAACCGGCCUACAGCCGAUGCUGCAUUUGCCGUCGGCAUCAGUCGCAGCGCCAACGACGCUUUUACCGCCACCAGCGCCGCCGCCGCCGCCACAGCAUUACUUCGGAGCCGCCGAGGAGUAUGCGUGA
Messenger RNA from Rhagoletis zephyria (snowberry fruit fly), 558 nucleotides. Its product is annotated as loricrin-like. NCBI's taxonomy places the organism in Eukaryota, Metazoa, Arthropoda, Insecta, Diptera, Tephritidae. The record is from RefSeq and is a predicted model, not a curated record.